UGCGGUAUACCAUACUGCGAUAAUGCAGUUAGCUACGAUAGGAGAUAUUUAUGAUCACUUUAUAACAGUGUCAAACUAAUUCAUGUGUAAAAUACAAUAAUUUGUGAACUUAAUAUGUGAUAGUGUAUCUGUUAAAAUCGUACAAAUAGUAUAAUUUAUAAAACAGCAUUCAAAAUAGAAUUUAACAAAAUUAGAUAACGUAUCCAUACGUAUCCAUACUUCUACUGAGAGUGAGAUCAAAAGAUUCUGUGAACAAUGGCUGCAACAAGAGAAAGACGGUCAAAUGCUGGAAGUAAAAUGGCAAGAUUAUUAAAUGAAGAGGAGGAAGAUGAGUUUUAUAAAACUACAUAUGGUGGCUUCGAUGAAGUGGAACAAGAUCAUGAUUACAUGGAAGAAGAUGAAGGAGAAGAUGAGGUAGACUCUGAUUUUAGCAUCGAUGAGAAUGAUGAGCCAGUUUCUGAUACUGAGCAAGAAGGGCCAAAAAAGAAACGCAGACUGGUAACGAAAGCUUAUAAAGAACCUAAAGCUGCAUCAUCACAUAUUUCAUCAACACCAAAGGAAAAGAAAAUAAAACAGCCGAAACAAACUAAAACUUUUAUCGAUAGUAUAGAAAGAAAGUCGAUACGUCGAUCUACUGCUGCAAAGUCAGCAGCUACACAAAAACGCUUACGUGAAAGAAAUGAAGAUCAAAAACGGAAGAUAAAGGUUGUGAGGUAUGAUGUGUGGAAACCAACGCAAGAGGAAUUACUAGAAGAAGCAUUGCAAACAGAGGAAGUUAAUAUGAAGUCGUUAGAAAAAUAUCAAAAAUUAGAAAGUGAAAAGAAGAACACUAGGACUGUAAGGAAAACACAUAUCGGUCCCAUGAUUAGAUAUCAAUCAUUGUCUAUGCCAGUUAUGGUGUUAUCUGAGACAAGUACGGAUGAUAAGGAUGAAAGGAUUAAUGUCGAUUGUGAUGACGACAAAAAUACAAAUGCAGUCUCUAAUGGUACAAGUUCUGAAGUCAUGAAAGAUGGAAGUGGAACAGAGUUAAAAAUAGAAACAGAUGAUAAGGAGAAACCUGCCGACGCAACAGUUCCCACCUCUGCUAAAAAGAAAGAUGUUCGUGGCGAAGAAACUGGAGCGUUUUACGAGCGCACCUUUAUUACCUUUGAAAACGACCAGUCAUAUCAAAGUGUAUUCAAAAAAUCCACACAACAAAGGCCACCUUUAAAACCUCUAUGCGCAGUCACGAGGCUGCCUGCUAAAUAUUUAGAUCCCAUGACACAGUUGCCAUACAAAAACGUACAAACCUUUCGAUUGCUCCGAGAAGCGUAUUAUCAACAGUUAGAAGCUCGCAGUGACAUUAAUGAUACCUCUCAAAAUCCAGAAUUAUUGCGGUGGCUCGAAUCGCGACAGAAAAGUCACGGUAAUUCGCAGAGAAACACCAUCCGUUUGGAACCGGCAUCUUUACCUCCACCUCCGUAACUUUUUUACUGUAAACUCGAGUAGUACUGACUCUAGUAUUAACAUUUCGGAACGUAAAUUAUGUUUCAUUAAGAGAGCACGAUACGUAACAACACCUUAAUACAAUUUACAAAAUGUACUUAUUCGAAAUUUGUUGUUCGAGGUUUCUAUGAAAAAUCCUCUUUUGCUUUUUAUAAUAAAAUUUUUAACGAAAAUUAAUAAGAGCGACAAUAAAUCAUUCCCAACUAUUUAACGCCUCUUUCAUAGAUUGAUUAUCGUUUUAUUUAUAAGUUGUGUAGAUAAUUAAUAUUAACGUUUAAUUAAUUAUCCCUGAUAUUUCACGAUAGUGUUUACUAUUAAAAUAUACAUAAAAAUUUGCUAUAUACUACAUUGUAUAUGUUUAAUGUAAAUAAACAAGUCGUUAACUUAAUUUCUGACAGAAUAUUAUAUAAUUAUUUUUAUAAAAUAUGUAUUCUGUUUCACAUUUUUUCACCUUCUUGUAUGAUGUAUGAUGUAUCUUGUAUGAUGUAUCUUUGUAAUAUCAAUUUCAAAGUAUAGUAAGUUACAAAACUGUGAAUAUAGUUUAUGUCCUGUGAUUAUAUAUUACAAUAUUAUAUAUUGUAUAAAAUAAUAUAUAUUGUUAUAAUAAAAAAAAAAUUUGCUUUUUGUUUAAUUGCAGUUGAUCUUUACAUCUGACAGCAACAUUGUACUGCACAAGUAUUUUAUUUGUGACUUACUAUCACGAACAGUUUGUGAAAGACUAUUGAGUAAUUAGUAUAUACAGUGUGAUGCUUUAUUUUUCGCAAGUGUUAACGGCGACUGAUUUUACUGUGUCGAUAUGCUGUCGCAGUAUGAAAAUGAUUAACACCAUUCAAGUAUUCUGUAGAUAUACUCAUUACAAAUAUCCGUCCUUUUUAAAAGCAAAUUUGGUUUUUUAUUAAUAAAAUAAUGAAAUACAAGGCAUUAUCAAUAAUAAUCUAUGUUGUUGUAGAUAUAAUAUCCCUUUUUUUGUAUGUAAUGAAAUGAGAGAGGAUAAAACAAUCUUAUAAUAUUUUAAAUUAUUCUUCAAUAUUCAACUGUAUAAAUCUAUUUCACUUAGCAUAAAGAAAAUGAAAUUCGCUUUCCCUAAGUUUUGUAGAGUUCAAUACAGCCUAAGGAUACAUUAAAUCAAAGGUAUAUCUGUAGAAAACUAUGGUCACUUCGACAUUGCUUGUACACAUUACAGUUUUGAAUUGUCCAUAAUAAAGUAAUAAGCCUGCUA
Odontomachus brunneus is the source of this 2704-nucleotide messenger RNA. RefSeq names its product vacuolar protein sorting-associated protein 72 homolog (gene YL-1). Gene Ontology annotation, biological process: chromatin remodeling; regulation of DNA-templated transcription. Gene Ontology annotation, cellular component: nucleus. Bases 256 to 1464 code for a protein of 402 amino acids. Gene Ontology annotation, molecular function: ATP-dependent H2AZ histone chaperone activity. The record is from RefSeq and is a predicted model, not a curated record. NCBI's taxonomy places the organism in Eukaryota, Metazoa, Arthropoda, Insecta, Hymenoptera, Formicidae. The transcript is spliced from 8 exons.